Molecule: messenger RNA, 3427 nt
Organism: Prorocentrum cordatum
Lineage: Eukaryota; Dinophyceae; Prorocentrales; Prorocentraceae
Source: the annotation of a GenBank genome assembly
AGGAGGGCCAUCCGCGCGCCGACCAGGGGAACAAGACUCCGACGCCACUCUGGCUCAUGGGGCUCAUGUCACAUGCCUCCCCCGCUGCACUGCAACUUUAUUUACUUUCCAUGCGACGCGCGAGCUCCCCAGGCCCAUGUGCAGGCACCUGGCCAUAGCACCCGGGAGGAUUCUCGUGGCGGUUGCCGCAGGGCUUCUCUCUGCUAUCACCCAUCUCGGCUGGCCAGCAGCGGACGCGGAGACGCCGGUCUAUCAUGCGGACGUGGCCAUGAUGCGGCUGCCGCCUCACACGGAGACGAACGCCUCGGUCUCCAGGGCUGCUCGCGGGAGCGGCGGCGGCGACGAUGCGCCCCGGGGGCGCUCGCCCGCUGCGGCCUUUGUGGGUCGGACGCAGGGCACCAGCUACGCCAGGUACGAUUACAGCGACCCCGUCAGGGGAGACUGGUGGGUGCUGUGCAGCGCGCAGUGCCCAGGCACGCGGUGCGGACUGCUCAUCGCUCUCCACGGGAUCUACAGCAACCCUGGCGAUCAGACGUGGCUGAUGCUCGGGAGCGAUGUCGAGCAGUCCUUCGCGGAUGAAGGCAAUCGCCCCUUCUGCAUGGCGUUUCUGAAGUCCGAGCACGCUCCCUGGGAUUACAGCGCCUGCAAUAAUGAUGUUGACCACGUCAUCGACGUGAUCGACCACUGCGAGCAGCACCCACAGAUGAACGUGGAUCCCAUGCGCAUUGCACUGCAUGGCUUUUCGAGUGGGGGCAUCUUCUCACUGUGGAACACGAAUGCGUUCACCAAACUUGGAUCCAGGGUGAAGUCAUUCGUCAUCUACGGUAGCAAUAAUAUACCAGAAGAGUGUAAUUUCAUGCAGGGACAUUUGUUGAUGGUCCACGGUGACCAAGACAAUAUUGUGCGAUGGGGGUCACGCCCAGAGAUGCAAACGUGUGGCACCCGGAAGAUCCUUACGAGAGUUGCAGCCAUUCGCGGCUACGCCGUGGCACCGGAGGAAUCUUUUUGCGCCGAGUCGUGCGACCAGCACUAUCGCUGCUUUGCCGUCCGAGACAGAGUGGCUGCGCAGACUUGGGCAGGUGUCACAGAGUAUUACGGUCAGUGCGAUUCUUCCGGGCAGUUCCUCGUUUCAGAUUGUUCUGACAGCGCGAUAGUGCCUCCAUUAUGCCACGAGUGCUACCCAGAGAGCCCUUGCAGCAGCGCAUUUGCAGAAGCGGUCACUGGCGCCACCACGGGUUCCCUGAACCUUGUGGAGUCGUCGUCUGGGGCAACCCCUCCUGAGGAGUACGAGACGCAAACAUUCAGGUGGGGCCCAGAGGGGCAUACAGUAGGGUGCGAGGGCGUGCUUGAGCACUGGAGGAUUCGUGAUUGGAACCAUGACUACCCGAAUCGCAGAAUCGGCGGCGCAUACACUUACUUCUGGCAGAAAAUGCGUGAGUGGCUGUGGGACAAUUCUGGCUACUUUCCCAGCGGCUGUUCUCUGGAAGACCGUUACAAGCCAAGCCGUGCAAAUAGCUGCGUGGAAGGCACCACAGCCUCACAUUGCGCAGAGCAGAAGGACGUGGAUUGGUGUGGCAGGUUUGUGUGGCAGGCCCAAGGUGUAAACAUAUCAUGCGGAGCGAUCAACAUUGCGGCUUACGGCUCAUGUGAAUGGGCGCAAUACGCACCAGGCGGGCAGGAUUGCUGCUCGAACACAAUCAUGCCCACAAUGGCGUCAGCGACGACCUCGCCAACAACCUCGCCGGCAUCGCCCUUGCAAACGCCCUCGCCAACACCCUCGCCAACGCCCUCGGCCCCCGCGCUCUGCGCCCUCCCCGAUGUGCUCAACCCGUCGGCAUUGGCCGGUCACACUUGUCUGGUCGACGGCGUGUCAAACGGCCUCGACUCCAACUGGGGCGGGGCGAGCACGCAGUGCAGCAGCGAUGGGGGCUCAUGGGUCGAAUAUUCUUGCCAGUCGGCUUCGGACUACUACGCGGCCCUGCCGGCAGACCACGAACAUCUCACGAGCUUUCAGGACGCCUGGGUGCCCAAGUGCUGCGGGGCGCCCUCGCCAACGCCCUCGACCACUAAGCUCUGCGCCCUUCCUGAUGUGCUCAGCCCGCAGGCAGUGGCCGGCUACUCUUGCCUCGUCGACGGCGUUUCGAAUGACCUCGACUCCAAUUGGGGCGCAACAGGCACGCAGUGCAGCAGUGCCGGUGGUUCAUGGACUGCGUAUUCUUGCCAGACGGUUUCGGACUACUACGCGGCCUUGCCGGCAGACUACGAACAUCUUGCGAGCUUUCAGAAUGCCUGGGAGCCCAAGUGCUGCGCGGCCAAUCCGACGGCCAGCCCGACGGUCACACCGACGGCCACUCAGACGGCCAGUCCGACGGGCACACCGACGGCCAACCCCCCGACGGCCACUCCGACGUCCUCUCCAACGGCCAACCCGACUGCCACUCCGACGGCCUCCCCGACAGCAGACCCGACGGCCAGUCCGACGGGCACACCGACGGCCAACCCGAUGGCCACUCCGACGGCCUCCCCGACGGCCAACCCGACGGCCACCCCGACGAGCACGCCGAUGGCCAACCCGACGGCCACUCCGACGGACAUACCGACGGCCAACCCGACGGCCAGUCCGACGGUAACGCCGAUGGCCAACCCGACGGCCACUCCGACGGGCAUCCCGACACAAGCCUCUGGCGCGUUCAGAUCACGGCCUUUUUCAUCACUCGUGUUCCCCCUCGGCUUUCUGCUUUUAGUCACUGGCUCGCGAACACAGACGACGCGGACGUGACGACCCACUUUGACGUGGGGGAGGAGGACAUCGAUGGCGCCGAGGACGUCCUCGCUUCUCGGGCGACCAGCUCAGGUUCGAGGUUCGAGGUUUUCGGGCGUUUACGAUUGUUUUCGGCGGCUUUCCAGGCUCGGGAUGCUCUCCAGCGGCUGCGCCUCGCCGAAAGCUUUCUGGGGCUGCCUGGAUCAUCCCGAACGGCCGCCAGAGAGCCGAGUUGUGUCCCGAAAGCCUGGGGGCAACGUGAUGACCAGCCACGUCUGCUUAGCGUGUCGGGCCGCCGGUCCUGGCCCACCACGCUUCGGCGCGACACGCUGACCCCGUGUCCUUCAGUCCUCUUCCCCCCGCCUCUGCUCGCUUGCCUGCUCCAGGUGUGCCCGGCGCAUUUUCCCAUUCAGUCUCCCGGCCUCGUCACCUGGCUUGCUGAUUACUUUGGCCGCCAGCCUCAGAGGCGUAGCCCCUUGCCGAUAGCACGCCGUGCUGGACCGAAGUGCGACCCCCUUCGGUCCGUCGGGAGGUCAUGCCGAUACCAUCGGGGGGAAGACCCAGGUAUGAGGCCGCCUCCGUGGCAUUUCUUCGGCGGGCCACGGGUCCUGUCACCCCAGAUUAUCAUCCCUCUUCCUUAGGGGGGUCAGACUUACUCUUGCUACA